AUGAUCCAUUUUUUCGAUUUUCAGCGUGCUUCGCCAAUAUCUAAUUUUCACUCGUCCCGUGUUAAUGAUUCCCCCGAGUAUGAAAUUGGCCCUCCCGAUAGAGAUGAAUAUUUAGAAACCAAUUAUAAUCCAAUGAUUUCUCCCGAAAAUCACGAUGGAGUUGAAAAUGGCAUUGAACCAUAUUCUCCAAGAGAAUCAGUAAAGAUGGCAUCUAAGUACCACGGCUGUUAUGCCAUUGGUGGAUCAUCCCCUAGCUCCUCAAAGGGAUCUAGAAAUGCAUCCAAACGAAAAUCCCGUCAACCUGAGGCUUAUUCACCCAAGAGUGUCUCUAGAGCCGUUGAUUCCGAUGAUGAAGUAUCAGAUCGUCCAGAACCUUAUUCCCCCUCAGACAUAGUCAGUGUUUCCCGGCAGUACUCACCUCCUUAUGAAUUUGCGGAGGCUACUGAAGUCGAUGCUUCACAUUUCCAGGCUAACGAUAUAUUACUUGAUAAAGAAAAUGCAGAUGAAUAUACCUACCAUGGAGUAGAGCGACCUUUGGAGAGGCGGCUUACUCCCUCUGAAUCUCAUGAAUCACCACAUAAAUCGCUGGAUAUCGGUCAAAUAUUCGGUGAUGACGAGGAGGAACAUGAAAAAAAUGUAGGGAAAAAUAUCACUCCAUCAAAAAAAGAAUCUACUGACAUUCUGGGUGAUUAUGAGAAUGUUGAAAGAGCCGAUGACUUUGAAGGAUUUGAAAGGGAUGAACAAACAGACGAUCCGACGCAUGGUAUUAUCGCUGACAUAUUUGGUGAAAGUGAUGCGGAAGAGGAGUUUGAGGGGUUUGCUGAGAAUGAGGUGGAGAAGGGUACCGAUAGAUUAGCUGCUCCAACAUCUAACUAUGCUCCUAUAUCAAGUAGAGAAGAAGAGGAAUCCGAGGGCGAGGCUGUGGAAUUUGUAUCCGACUUUGAUUCUAUGAUGCAGGUUCAUCGUGAAGAAGCUCGCCGAAAGCGUCGACGCAACAAGGAUGUGGAAUUCCUUAAUGAUAGUGAUGAUAUGAUCUUGGAUAUGAUAGCUCGCAUGAAAAAUGCUGCUGAAGAAGAUCGACUUUUGCUUGCUGCCGGACAUCCAGCCACUAAAAAGUUGACAAUGGUAAAUAGUGUUACGGAUUUGCUGAAAAAAGCUGAUCUUAAAUCAGCCUUGAUUGAAAAUGGAAUCUUAAGUGCAAUCACCGAGUGGCUGGCGCCCCUUCCUGGACAAACCCUCCCUAACCUUGUUGUCCGUGAUGCUAUGCUCACUCAUCUCUCUGAAUUUCAGCAUUUGACUCCAGAUAUUCUUCGAGAGUCUGGGAUUGGUAAAGCUGUUAUGUACUUAUAUAAGCACCCGAGAGAGACUCGGGCCAAUAAGUCAAAAGCCAGUCGUCUUAUUAACGAAUGGUCUCGACCGAUAUUUAAUCUCACCAGUGACUUCCGUUCCUUAUCAAAAGAAGAACGAAAACAACUUGACUACGAACACUUACCAAAGCGUCGUAAUAUCGAGUAUGUUUGUUAUCCAAGUAUACUCAAUAUUGAACUCAGAAUAUAUUCUUAA
Molecule: messenger RNA, 1563 nt
Organism: Protopolystoma xenopodis
Lineage: Eukaryota; Metazoa; Platyhelminthes; Monogenea; Polystomatidea; Polystomatidae
Source: the annotation of a GenBank genome assembly